AUGACGAGAGCAACAGAAGCUUAUACAGUAGGAGCCAUUGUCAUUGCCACAUAUAUUAUUCUUUAUUUGGGAAUCUUUCCCUUACCUGAAACUGUACAAGAAAAAAUUAUUCCUGUUCUUCCUUGGUGGGGACUUGUGACAUUUGGAAGUUAUUGUUUGGGAAAUAUCGGAUCUGCAAUGUAUACAUUCCGUGAUUGUCCUGAAGCCUAUCAUGAACUAAUGGGAGAAAUUACACAGGCAAAAUCAGAGCUGAGAGCAAAGGGAAUGCAAAUCUAA
This is a messenger RNA of Mucor mucedo, 276 nucleotides long. RefSeq names its product dolichol-phosphate mannosyltransferase subunit 3. Bases 1 to 276 code for a protein of 91 amino acids. The transcript is spliced from 3 exons. Gene Ontology annotation, biological process: GPI anchor biosynthetic process. NCBI's taxonomy places the organism in Eukaryota, Fungi, Mucoromycota, Mucoromycetes, Mucorales, Mucoraceae. The record is from RefSeq and is a predicted model, not a curated record. Gene Ontology annotation, cellular component: dolichol-phosphate-mannose synthase complex; endoplasmic reticulum membrane.